GAUGCAUCGACUUUUGCGUCACGUCACGCAUUUCCAAAAGUUACAGGUUGUUUGCAGCUAAUAACUUUAGGAACGCCAUCACGUUUGAACUUCACACAACAUGCCGGUGGGGAGUUUCUUCACUACCACAAUCAGCUGAACUCGACGCUCAGAGCGUGCGUCUUUUUCAAAGGCGUCCAGAGGCCUCGCAUGUUACCUGCUCGGCCUGAAACGACAUGGCGCAACCCAACAAGCAGGCGAAGAGCAUGUCUUCGCGACUCAUGAACAUGAAGUUCAUGCAACGCUCAUCCGCCUCUCCCUCCCAAACACCAAGCACCCGCUCGCUCGAGCCACCUGCAAAGAGACAGAGAUUAUCCAAUGGAACUGUCCACUCCACGCCCUCCACCACACCGCGGUCGAGAGCAGAGGGCAGUGAAGGGGAAGCACUCACGGGAACCGCGUCGCCGGUCGGGGGAACUCCUAUCACAUCACACCUUGACGAGACGGAGUGGUAUUUGAGUGUUAAGAAGCAAGAGCCGACAGCACAGCAAACGCCUCUCCGGAUCGUGUCUGCGGGAUACUCUGCUCUUGACGCUGCGGAUUCUGCUGUACCGGUCAAAGAUGAAGACGACCAAGUACCAUCGACUCGAAUGCAUGGGCGAAGAAGUUUUGGGAAGUUCAAUCGACGGCUAGAGGUACGUUGACGCCCAGACAAUGUUCGAUCACCGCUCACCCGUGUACAGAAACAACAGAACCCAGAUCUAUCUUCAUCCGACUCGGAGUCCGGCUCUGGAUCUUCCAACGACGAGGACGACAACGACGAAGACGACGAAAGCGACGACCCAACAGGAGCAAAAGCAAUGAUUGCCCAAAGCCGCAAAG
This is a messenger RNA of Neohortaea acidophila, 861 nucleotides long. RefSeq lists its product as uncharacterized. Lineage: Eukaryota; Fungi; Ascomycota; Dothideomycetes; Mycosphaerellales; Teratosphaeriaceae. Bases 216 to 683 code for a protein of 155 amino acids. The record is from RefSeq and is a predicted model, not a curated record. The transcript has 2 exons.